Messenger RNA from Panicum hallii, 1818 nucleotides. RefSeq names its product arginine biosynthesis bifunctional protein ArgJ, chloroplastic. Gene Ontology annotation, biological process: L-arginine biosynthetic process; L-ornithine biosynthetic process. Gene Ontology annotation, molecular function: L-glutamate N-acetyltransferase activity, acting on acetyl-L-ornithine as donor; L-glutamate N-acetyltransferase activity, acting on acetyl-CoA as donor. The record is from RefSeq and is a predicted model, not a curated record. The transcript is spliced from 16 exons. The coding region runs from base 171 to 1568 and encodes 465 amino acids. Lineage: Eukaryota; Viridiplantae; Streptophyta; Magnoliopsida; Poales; Poaceae.
CCUGCCCCACAGCCAGGCCGCCGCCGCCGCCAACUAACGCCUCCUCCCUUGCCACCACCAACCCCCACGGCGGCCGGCCUCGCCCGAUAAGACGCCGGCCCGCCUCCCGCCUUCCCCUUCCGCUCCCACCUGCCCCCGCGUGCCACGACCAGCCACCUCCUGCCGCAGCGAUGCCGUCCUCGUCCCUCUUGCUCCUCCACUCCUGCACGGCCCCGCUUCAGACCCGCCCCUUCCGGAUGCACUCCUGGGCAGCUCCGAGCAGGGUCGUCGUCUGCUCCGCCGCGUCCGCCGAGGGGUUCAUCUCCGCGGCGCCGAUCCUUCUCCCAGAGGGUCCCUGGAAGCAGGUGGAAGGUGGCGUUACUGCCGCGAAGGGGUUCAAGGCGGCGGGCAUCUACGGUGGGCUGCGCGCCAAGGGCGAGAAGCCCGACUUGGCACUGGUCGCCUGCGACGUCGACGCCACCGUAGCAGGAGCUUUUACUACAAAUGUAGUUGCUGCCGCACCUGUUUUGUAUUGUAAGAACGUCCUCAGUACAUCGAAAACAGGUCGUGCUGUGUUAAUUAAUGCUGGACAAGCAAAUGCUGCAACUGGUGAUCUUGGCUAUCAGGAUGCAGUUGAUAGUGCAGAUGCUGUUGCCAAGCUUCUCAAUGUGAGCGCAGAUGACAUACUGAUUCAGUCUACUGGUGUCAUUGGUCAAAGAAUAAAGAAGGAGGCACUUUUAAAUUCACUGCCUAGACUUGUGGGCUCUCUAUCUUCUUCAGUUCAGGGUGCGAAUUCUGCUGCUGUGGCCAUUACAACUACAGACCUUGUUAGCAAGAGCAUUGCUGUCCAGACUGAGAUUGGAGGAGUGGCUAUCAGAAUAGGAGGAAUGGCUAAAGGUUCUGGAAUGAUUCACCCAAAUAUGGCAACUAUGCUCGGUGUUUUAACCACUGAUGCUCAAGUCAGCAGUGACGUCUGGAGAGAAAUGGUCCGAACGUCAGUUAGUAGAAGUUUCAACCAAAUUACAGUGGAUGGUGAUACAAGUACCAAUGACUGUGUUAUUGCUAUGGCAAGUGGGUUAUCUGGUUUAUCUGGAAUUCUCAGUCUUGACAGCACUGAGGCCAAACAGUUCCAAGCGUGCCUAGAUGCAGUAAUGCAAGGUCUUGCGAAAUCCAUUGCAUGGGAUGGUGAGGGUGCAACAUGCUUAAUUGAGGUUACUGUAAGUGGUGCCAACAAUGAGGCAGAAGCUGCUAAAAUUGCUCGUUCAGUAGCAUCUUCUUCUCUGGUUAAAGCCGCUGUGUUUGGAAGAGAUCCGAAUUGGGGACGUAUUGCUUGCUCAGUUGGCUAUUCAGGCAUUCAGUUUGAUGCAAAUCAACUUGAUAUUUCUCUGGGAGCUAUUCCACUAAUGAAAAAUGGUCAACCACUACCCUUUGACAGAUCUGCUGCUAGCAAGUAUCUCAAAGAUGCUGGAGAUGUCCAUGGUACAGUGAACAUUGAUAUAUCAGUUGGAAGUGGAGGAGGAAAUGGAAAGGCAUGGGGCUGUGAUCUGAGCUACAAAUAUGUUGAAAUAAAUGCUGAAUAUACAACGUGAGGUUUGUAUUUUCCGGGAAGAAAAAUGUCUUCAUUGGUUGGAAUGAUGAAUCUUUCGGUGCAACCACCAUCUGGAGAAUGUAUAUUGUAUUGCAACGGCCAGCCUUUUUCUUACCAAGAUGUUGCGCAUGUACUAUUCCUUCCCGUGAGAUCGAUCAAAUCAAUGUCUCGUAAGUGUAAUAAUGCGAUGAAUAAUGGUGGGCACAGUAACUGUGAUGACACCACCUUUCCCGUGAGAUCGAUCAAAUCAA